This is a messenger RNA of Cyphomyrmex costatus, 1875 nucleotides long. RefSeq lists its product as uncharacterized. The transcript is spliced from 5 exons. The record is from RefSeq and is a predicted model, not a curated record. The coding region runs from base 1 to 1875 and encodes 624 amino acids. NCBI's taxonomy places the organism in Eukaryota, Metazoa, Arthropoda, Insecta, Hymenoptera, Formicidae. Gene Ontology annotation, biological process: proteolysis. Gene Ontology annotation, molecular function: aspartic-type endopeptidase activity.
AUGGAGUGCACAUGCGCGAAAUGGAUAGAGUUGCUUGACGAAAAUGAGAGCAAUGACCGGGUCGGCUUCGAGGAAGCAUAUUAUUCGCUUUGCGCGAAGAUUCGUGAACUUCUUAAUCCAACAUUAUCUCUGCGGACGCAACCGAUGUCACCAUCUACGUCAGGCGCAUCUAAUCGAUCGGAAAAUCAAUUCAGUGUCAGAUUGCCCAAGUUGAAUCUUCCAACGUUUUCUGUUAUACAUUCAAACGCGUCAAUCAGUGACGUACAAAAAUUGCAAUACUUAAAGUCUUCACUUAUCGGUGACACGAGUAGCGUGAUCAGUGCAUUGAAAAUUUCCGCCGCAAAUUAUCAAAUAGCGUGGGAUGCUCUAAAGGAACGUUAUGACAACAGACGAAUGAUCGUUCACACGCACAUUAAAGCAAUACUAGAUCUAUCCUCGCUCACCAAGGGAGAUUCAACCGAGCUGCGUCGAAUCGCGGACGGGGCAAUCCGGCAUGUACAAGCCCUCAAGGCACUCAAAUGUCCCACGGCGCACUGGGACGAUCUGUUAGUAUACAUUCUAACCACAAAAUUCGAUGCACGCACAUUACAAAAAUGGCAGUCCUCACUAAUAGUGUUAGAGACCACAAACAAGAUCAAUCUCGCUUCCAAGAACACUAACAAGCAUUCACAAACGAACACAAAACGACAAUCCACAUGUGCAGCCACGAUCAAAUCCAAGUGCAACUAUUGCAAGGGCGAGCAUCCCAUAUAUUUCUGCAAGGAGUUCUUGGCACGGCCGAUCAAGCAAAGGACAGUAGAGGUACGCAAUCGUAAGUUCUGUGUCAACUGUCUCCGCUCUCCGAUGCAUCCAUUGGACAAAUGCACAUCCAUAGGUUGUAAAAUCUGCAAUGUCAAACACAACACGUUGUUGCAUACGAGCACCAGUUCGUCGGAGGAUCACUCCGGCACUUCCGACAACACAAAGGAAUCAAGUAAACAAAAUUCCACGACAACCGUGACGACACAUUCGUCGAACAAUCAAGGCAAGGAUCAUAUCAUGCUUUCCACAGCUGUGGUCAAUGUCAUUGCCUCCGAUGGUACAUCGCAUCCUUGCCGAGCAUUACUAGAUUCUGGAUCUCAAGCAAGUUUCAUUUCGAAACAACUCGCCGUAACUCUUGGUUUACAGCUACACCCGAUAAACGUCACAAUAUCUGGUGUCAACAAUACUACGUCAAACGCUACAAUGGCGACCAAGGUAACGCUGCAAUCAAGAUUGAAUUCUUAUUGUAGAGCGAUAGACUGCAUAGUAACAGAGCGGAUAACCGAGAAGCUUCCAAUGACUACCUCAAGGCUUGGAGACUACAACAUUCCUCGUAACCUCAAGCUACCUCAUUUCAACCUUUCCUCCAAGGUCGACAUUCUGAUCGGAGCAGAAAUCUUUUGGGAGCUACUCUGUGUAGGACAAAUCGUGGACACUCAAAAUCAUUCGACCCUACAAAAAACAAGAUUAGGGUGGAUUCUGGCCGGACGUCGCAGCGGUACGGUGACGCCUGCAGAAAACGUGCAGUUAGAACAGGUUAGAUCACGGGAGAAACUUCCUAUCAAGGAAGAAUUAAUCGGCAACUUUGGCAACACAAGAGACAUCGCAUUGCAACGUUUACAAGGAACAGAGCGUCGGUUCAUUCGGGAUCCUAACUUAAGGGACCAGUAUGUCCACUUCAUGGACGAAUAUUUGAAACUAGGACACAUGAAGGAAGUCAGCACUCCUCCACUUGAGGAUGCAGCACAUCUUCUUACUUUUCUCAUCAUGACGUCUUUAAGGGCGCCAAACAAUCAUCCAAGAUUCGUGUCGUUUUCCAUGCUUCAAGUAAGAGCGACACAGGAUUAUCAUUGA